Molecule: messenger RNA, 3151 nt
Organism: Cololabis saira (Pacific saury)
Lineage: Eukaryota; Metazoa; Chordata; Actinopteri; Beloniformes; Belonidae
Product: interferon-induced, double-stranded RNA-activated protein kinase-like
Exons: 19
Coding region: 188-2221 (677 amino acids)
Biological process (GO): protein phosphorylation
Molecular function (GO): protein kinase activity; ATP binding
Source: RefSeq, a predicted model, not a curated record
AUCUUGACGUAAUGAAAAACCACGUACCUGAAUCGAAACUUAGAGAGCCUUAAAACCAGCUGAAUCAAGGAAGAUCGCAGAUAUCGGGGGACACGAGUGGAAGGAAGAUGCACGGAAAAAAUUAGAGCAGAAUCGGGAAGUUUGGGCUAUAAUAUCGCAUUUAUUCCUGACUUGCUGCGUCACUGCAAUGGAUACUGGAAAUUAUAUUUCCAAAUUGCAUGAACAUGCACAGAAAUAUAACCUUGUGCUUAAGUGGGAUUACCUCGGCUCUGAAGGCCCUGACCACAUUAAAACAUUCAUUUGGAAAGCUGUCCUAGAUGGCAAAUCCUAUCCACAAGGUGUAGGGAAGACCAAGCAGGAUGCCAAACUAAAUGCAGCUCAGAAUGCCAUGAAAUGUUUGUACGAGGAUGACAAUCAGGACAAAAGUGAACAUGCAAAAGAAGCUUCUGCGUCAGUGUCUUGUGCAAAUGUCAACUUCAUUGGUUGGCUCAAUGAAUAUGGUCAUAAAAAGAGGGUGAUCGUAAAGCCUGUGGAGAGCUUUAGACCUGGAAAAAGCAGUGCAGAAUAUAGGUGUAAGUUUGUGGUUGGUGACAAGGAGUACCCAGAGGUCUCUGGAAAAAACAAGAAGGAGGCCAAAGAGCAAGCAGCCAAACUGGUUUAUGACAGUAACACUGAAGAGACUGCAGAUGCAUCAAGUCAACAAAAUAUGAAUUUAAGUAAAACUGCUGCAGACAUGUGCACUGAUACAAACACCUGGGGUUUUAGCACUGAAGACAGUAGCCGCACGGAGACUAAUUUCAUUGGAAUCAUAAACCACUACUGUCAGAAGAAGCAGUUGAAUUUUGAGUACAAUAUAGUGAAAAGAGAAGGUCCUCCUCAUUGCCCCCAAUUUUUCUACAGUUUAAAAAUAGACAAUAAGGAAUACCCCAUUGGUGAGGGUGGGAAUUCGAAGGUGGCCAAACAAAAGGCGGCUCAACUGGCUUGGUCUGCUCUCCAGGAACAGUCAGACUGGGACAGCAAGGUGUCCAUCAGGUCAAUGUCUGAAGACAAUGCAACAUCUACAUCUUCAGAGCAAAGUUCAUCAGAGAACUUGAAUAAUCCAUUAGCAAACAACAUGGAAGAGAGAAAAAGUGAAUCCAUCAUAUUUGCUGAUUCAUCUAAUGUCCAGGCACCCCAGGCUGGAGAAAAUACACCAUCUCCCCUAGGGUCUGAAAUGUCGCCAAUGAGCCCAUCAACCAGUACUAGUGACUCUGCAAUGGAGACUGGGUCGUCUCAUCAUUCCAGCAAUAAGAAUGAUGCCAAAAAGGAAAGUCUGGACAAUGCAAGAACUACGCAGUCAAGAUUUACUUCAGAUUUUGACGACAUUGAAAGGCUGGGCAAAGGAGGUUUCGGCCAUGUUUACAAAGCAAGAGAAAAUCUGGUGGACAAGGACUUUGCUGUCAAGAUUGUCCGUGGUACAAAGAAGGCUCUGCGAGAGGUGACUGCCUUAUCAGACCUCCAACACACCAACAUUGUUAGAUACUACAAUUGUUGGAUGGAGGACUCAAAAUACGAAGAUUAUAGCUCCAGCUCCUCCGAGUCUAAAAGUAACUCAUGUCAAAAGUACCUCUACAUUAAGAUGGAAUUAUGCAACUCUGGAACACUUAGAGACUGGAUUAAAAAAAAGAAUAAAGAUAGUCUGCAAGAUACUCAGAGAAGAACAGAAAGUCUUCCUGUUGCUCAACAAAUAGUGAAAGGAGUCGAGUACAUCCACUCCUGCCACCGCAUUCACAGGGACCUGAAGCCCCUGAAUAUCAUGUUUGGAAAGGAUGGAGUGGUGAAGAUUGGGGACUUUGGUUUGGUCACUACGGAGAUCGAGGAGGACGAUGAAAACCUGAUGAGUAGAACAAAAAAAACAGGAACCAGGACUUAUAUGCCCCCUGAACAAAUGACUAAUACAUACAACCAUAAAGUGGACAUGUUUGCUUUGGGGCUGGUCUUCUUUGAACUCCUUUGGAAAAUUUCUACUGGCCACGAAAGAGCAGAUAUAUGGAACGAUGCAAGAAAAAGGAAGUUUCCCAAAGAAUUCUCAAGGGCUUUUCCCCAAGAGUUCCUAAUAAUUAAAUCGCUGCUUUGUGAGAAGCCACAAGACCGACUUGAAGCAAGUCGAGUCAAGGAUGAGCUGGACAAGUGUGUAUUAGAUGUUCAAAGAAGCAAAGAACAUGAGAAUCGCACAGUCUGACUCAGGUCUUAAAGAGCAGAAUGAGCACUUGAAGGCCUUUUUAUUGUUUAAUGACUUUUUUUCCUUUUAACUGCUUGGAAGCACUUUUAUUCCGUUACGGUUUUACGUUGAGGAUGAUGCAAUGAAUAUAAAAAUGUAUUAAAAAAUUGUUUUUUAAAUCACACUGUAAUAGGAUUUUAACAUCACUCCUAUGUAUUGUGUCAUAAAGUAAUCAUGUUUAUGUCAUUUUUAACAGUCAUCUUUAUUCUGCUCUGCAAAUCUCCACUUUUGUGAUCCAUUUAUUUGUCUUUGUGUGAACUGUUACUGGGACUGUACUUUUUUUAAUUAUUUGUUACAUAUAUCAUUGCAAACAUGAAUUCAUUGUAAAUUAAAAAUUAUUUACAGUCAUAAAGAGAAAUUUUAGACAUUUUAAGUAUUUGUGAAUACUACAUGCCUUAUUAAAUUCACUGACAUGGCAACAUCUUAUUGUAAAUUGUCAACAAAUUUACUUUAAAUAUGUCAAGUAACAGUGUAAAAAAACAAUUGUUCUCCAGGUCAAAGUGGUUGUUACAGACUUGCAUGCAAAAGUAUUUCAAUUUGCCUUCAGAUUCGAGAAGAAAAAAAUUUCUUCGUUACAACAGAGCAGGAAUAAAGAUAUUAAAAACCAUGCUCAAAUGUGAUUUAAUGAUAAAUAUCUCCAAGUAAGGUGGUGGAAACAUGUAGGCUGCAACUUCACUGUUUGGAAGAAACAUACUUCCAUGAGGUUAUAAUUGUAAUUUUCAUGUAUUUGCAGUAUUAAUCUUAUAAAUCAUCUAUGGAAUAAGGACCAAAAAAUUGUAUUCAUAAUGCAUUCAGCUUACACUGACAGCUGUGUGAUUGUUUGAAUAAGGAGUGACAAAACCUCUGGGGUUUUUUUUUAUUAUUGAUGCAAACUACAAUAAAAAGUGAGAA